AUGGCGGCCUCACUCUCCUCAUCCGUAUCCUCGCUGCAGUCAUCGCUGCAGCUGCUCGAUAACUCCAUCAACACCCUCGACUCGGGCGUCAACGACUUCCCCCGCCUAUGCAAAGUCCUCCAAACAACACGGCACUUUGAGCUCCUCCCUGAACCAACCCUUCGCGAAGCGCAGCAAUCCCUUCUCGAUGAAAUCACACCCAGCAUCGCUCAUCUCCUGUCUCUCGCCUCGAACCACGUCGAGAAACUCGCCCGUCGCGAACAGGGCCUAAAGGCUAAAUGUGACCUCCAAGAAGGCCGACUGUCAUCCAACUCGGACGCCCGGUCCUCGGCGACCCGCGCUCAAAGCCAGAGCAACGCGUUGCGGGGCCGUCUGGCGGGGUCGGGUGGUGGCUCGUCGGCCAACGCCGCGGAGCUCAGACGACUAGUCCAGAAGAAAGAGCGGUUGAAGUAUGCUGUUGAGCGUCUGGAACUGCAGAGCACGCAGAGAGAGAGACAGUUGAGGAAGAGCAUGGCGGCGCAGUGA
Molecule: messenger RNA, 525 nt
Organism: Penicillium alfredii
Lineage: Eukaryota; Fungi; Ascomycota; Eurotiomycetes; Eurotiales; Aspergillaceae
Product: DASH complex subunit SPC19
Exons: 2
Coding region: 1-525 (174 amino acids)
Biological process (GO): attachment of spindle microtubules to kinetochore
Cellular component (GO): DASH complex; spindle microtubule
Source: RefSeq, a predicted model, not a curated record